This is a messenger RNA of Ananas comosus (pineapple), 2942 nucleotides long. Its product is annotated as protein ROOT HAIR DEFECTIVE 3 homolog 2-like. Gene Ontology annotation, molecular function: GTP binding; GTPase activity. The transcript is spliced from 22 exons. The record is from RefSeq and is a predicted model, not a curated record. The coding region runs from base 187 to 2688 and encodes 833 amino acids. Gene Ontology annotation, biological process: endoplasmic reticulum membrane fusion. Gene Ontology annotation, cellular component: endoplasmic reticulum. Lineage: Eukaryota; Viridiplantae; Streptophyta; Magnoliopsida; Poales; Bromeliaceae.
AUCACACGGUCGUAAGAAGCCCGAGUCCUACUCCUCUCCCUCCACCUCUCUCUCUCUCUUUCUUUCUCUCUCUCUCUCUCUCUCUCUCACUCCCCCUUCCCGAGGAUUCGUUCGAGACCUCGCCAUUAGCGUCCUCCAUUGUCGUUCUCCUCACCAUCCUCUUCGCCGCGUAGGUAGGAAGCGGAGAUGGGCGACGAGUGUUGCUCGACGCAGCUGAUCGACGGCGACGGCGCCUUCCACGUGGAGGGCCUGGAUGGGUUCAUCAGGGCCGCGGGGCUCGCCGAUUGCGGCCUCUCCUACGCCGUCGUCUCCAUCAUGGGCCCGCAGAGCAGCGGGAAAAGCACCUUACUUAACCAUCUUUUCAAAACCAAAUUUACAGAGAUGGAUGCCUUCAAAGGAAGGAGCCAAACCACCAAAGGAAUCUGGAUGGCCAAGGCUGUUGGCAUUGAGCCCUGCACAAUUGUUAUGGAUCUAGAGGGUACUGAUGGGAGAGAAAGAGGAGAGGAUGAUACAACAUUCGAGAAGCAAAGUUCACUCUUUGCUCUAGCUAUUUCGGACGUUGUUUUAAUUAAUAUGUGGUGUCAUGACAUAGGCCGCGAACAGGCUGCCAAUAAGCCUCUUUUAAAGACAGUCUUUCAGGUCAUGAUGCGUUUGUUCAGCCCACGCAAGACUACUCUGCUAUUUGUUAUUCGUGACAAAACUAAGACUCCUACGGAAUAUUUAGAGCCAGUACUACGGGAAGAUAUUCAAAAGAUAUGGGAUUCAGUUGCUAAGCCCGAAGCCCACAAAGAAACUGCGCUAAGUGAAUUUUUCAAUGUUGAAGUCACAGCUUUGCCCAGUUACGAAGAGAAGGAAGAGCAAUUUGAAGAGCAGGUUGCUCAACUAAGGCAACUAUUUUUCCAUUCAAUUGCUCCGGGAGGCCUUGCUGGUGAUAGAAGAGGUGUUAUACCUGCUUCAGGGUUUUCCUUUAGUGCACAACAGAUUUGGAAAGUUAUACGAGAAAAUAAGGAUCUAGACCUUCCUGCUCACAAGAUUAUGGUUGCUACUGUCCGGUGCGAAGAGAUUGCGAACGAAAAGCUUAGUCAUUUGACAUCCGAUGAGGGUUGGUUGGAACUGGAAACAGCUGUUCAAUCUGGUCCUGUAUCAGAUUUUGGGAGAAAACUGAGCUCUAUCCUUGAUUUUUAUCUAUCAGAGUAUGACAUGGAAGCAAUCUACUUUGAUGAAGGUGUUAGAACAGCAAAGCGGCAACAGUUGGAAUCUAGAGCCUUGAAUUAUGUCCAUUCAGCUUUCCUAGCUAUGUUGGGACAUCUCCGUUCGAAAGCUUUCGACAAAUUCAAAAGUGAUCUGGAACUGUCAUUGAAGAGUGGGAAGGGGUUUGCAGCGUCAACUCGUGAUUGUAUUCAGUCUUCAAUGCUCGAGUUUGAUACAGGAUUAAAAGAUGUGGCGGUUAGGCAUGCAGAUUGGGAUGUUUCAAAAGUUAGGUCCAAACUCCAACGUGAUGUUGAAGCACAUGUUACUUCUGUUCGUAGUGCAAAAUUAGAUGAACUGAAAGCUGCUUAUGAGAAUAAACUAACAGAGGCACUUGCUGAACCUGUGGAGUCACUUCUCGAAGCUGCUGGAUAUGACACUUGGGCAUCUAUUAGGAAACUUUACAGGCGUGAGACAGAAAAUGCCAUUUCAACUUUCUCAACUUCCCUCUCUGGGUUUGAACUCGACCAGGGUACUCAUAAUACGAUGAUCUCUAACUUAAGGGACUAUGCAAGAAGAAUAGUAGAAAAGAAAGCCAGAGAAGAAGCAGGGAAGGUCUUAAUACAUAUGAAGGAUAGGUUUUCUACUGUAUUUAGCUCUGACAAGGAUUCAAUGCCAAGGGUUUGGACAGGGAAGGAAGAUAUUCGGAUGAUCACAAAGGAUGCACGUGCAGCGGCUCUAAAACUUCUAGCUGUAAUGUCGGCCAUGCGUUUGGAUGACAAACAGGAUAAGAUCGAGAGUGCUCUCAAAUCAAGUCUCCUAGAUGGAGGCCCAGUUUCACAGAAUAGGAGUGUUACCUCUUCUUCUACAGAUCCACUUGCUUCGAGCACAUGGGAAGAGGUCUCUCCAAGUAAUACAUUGAUAACGCCGGUCCAAUGUAAGUCAAUUUGGAGGCAAUUUAAAACAGAAACUGAGUACACUGUCACACAAGCAAUCUCUGCACAGGAAGCUCACAGGCGCAAUAAUAAUUGGUUACCUCCCCCAUGGGCGAUUGUUGCAAUUGCUAUCCUCGGUUUCAAUGAAUUUAUGAUGUUUCUUAGGAACCCUUUAUACGUCUUGGGACUCUUUCUUCUCUUUGUAAUUUCCUAUGCUAUAGGGGCACAAUUUGAUAUCGUUGGAGAAUUUCGGCAUGGCUUGCUAUCUGGACUUCUUUCACUCUCAGCAAGAUUUCUUCCUACUGUGAUGAACAUCCUAAGGAAACUAAGCGAUGAGGGUCAAAGGCAACAACAUCAUCCCCCUCAGCCUCCCCAACCACCCCCUCCUAACAUUACUGCCCAAAGUUUCAGAGUACAAUCUCAGAGGCAACCUCCGUCAUCCAACUUGGUUCCUGACUCACUGUCCUCUUCGUCAUCCAUUUCUUCGAACAGUGGUAUUGAGUAUGCGAGCCAACCAACAUGGAACCAGCUCGGAGAGAUUGAUUCUGAAGUAAGUACUUCGUAGACACACUUCCAGUUCUGUAUAGAGAUAAAAAGCCUCCUCCUAUUUAGUGGAGAAAAAGGAACUGAUUUAUUUAUUUUUAUCUUUUUUUUUAAUUUUUUUUAUCAUUGUUAUUAGAAGCUAAAAGUAGAACUAAGAAAAACCUUCCAAGGAAUAGUCAUCUUUAUAAGUGCGUUCCAUUAAUUUUUUAACUCUGUAUUAAAGAAUAGUUGAGAUGUGGAAGUUGCAUAUCAUUCUCGCCUUGUGUGCCAACAAAA